AUGAAGCUAUUGGCUGUCAUUGUGACCAAUAUCAUCAUCUUGAUAAUAUUUGACCAAGCACCGAUCACCACUGAAGCAAGAAAGUUGAGGAAAACAAUCGGCCAAGACCAUUUCAAAGCUGGAUCUACGGGUCAAUUUGUGCGUGCUUCUCCAGGAAACAAACCUGGCAUAGGACAUAAAAAAGAUAAUGCAAAUGUUGAAGGGUUUCAAGGUGACUUCAAGCCCACGGAAGGAAGAAAGUUGCAGAAAACUAACGGUAAAGAUAAUUUCAAACCCGGGGUUACAGACGAUUUUGCACCCACUGCUCCAGGAAACAGUCCAGGGGUGGGGCAUAAGAAAGCGCAUGCAAAUGUUAAGGGGUUUAAAGAUGACUUCAAGCCCAAGGAAGGGAAAAUGUUUGAGAAAAUGAACGAUCAAUAUCAUUUAAAAACCGGAACUACCGACGACUUCGCACCUACUUCUCCGGGAAACAGUCCCGGUAUGGGUCAUAAGAAAGGAGAUGACUUCAAGCCUACGACACCAGGACACAGCCCCGGAAUUGGCCAUGCCGUCAAGAAUGAUGAGCCUAAAGCUUAA
Brassica oleracea var. oleracea is the source of this 576-nucleotide messenger RNA. RefSeq lists its product as uncharacterized. The transcript has a single exon. The record is from RefSeq and is a predicted model, not a curated record. The coding region runs from base 1 to 576 and encodes 191 amino acids. Gene Ontology annotation, biological process: nitrate import; regulation of leaf morphogenesis; regulation of root development. Gene Ontology annotation, molecular function: hormone activity. NCBI's taxonomy places the organism in Eukaryota, Viridiplantae, Streptophyta, Magnoliopsida, Brassicales, Brassicaceae. Gene Ontology annotation, cellular component: extracellular region.